Molecule: messenger RNA, 1821 nt
Organism: Micromonas commoda
Lineage: Eukaryota; Viridiplantae; Chlorophyta; Mamiellophyceae; Mamiellales; Mamiellaceae
Exons: 1
Coding region: 1-1821 (606 amino acids)
Source: RefSeq, a predicted model, not a curated record
AUGGCGCAGUCCCCCGCGAGGAGCCCCGCGACGCGCGCGCGUCAGCGAACGCACGACGACGAGAUAUCCCGCGCGAUGGAUAAGGCCAUGCGGGCCCGGUCCGAGACGUACGAGCAGUUCGCCGCCAGGUUCCCCACGGCGACCGCGCCCGGAUCCCUCCCGGGCGGAGGAGUCCCGCCCUCCGAGCUCAGGAACAUCAUGCGCGACGCCGACGACGAUGAACUCGCGCGCUACGCCGUCGAUCGAGCGCGCAUCGACGCGGAACUCGCGCGGCUCAACGGCCCGGCGAUUCCGGACCCGAACAAGACGGACGAGGAGUUCGAGGCGGAGCUCGCGCAGUUCCGCGCGUUCGCCGAGGAGUUUGGCGCAUUCACGAAGGCUUUCGACGAGGACGGCAUCCCGCGCGGCGAUCGCGCCGCGCCGUUCGCGCGCACGGCCGGCGGCAGCGCGGACGACGCGAACGCCAGGAUGGUGGCGGAGUUUAAGGCUGCCGUCAUGAAGGGCGACGCGGAUUACGGCGCGACGGGGUCCAGGGACGACGACCUGCGUGUAAGGGCCCCCGUCGAGGGCGCCCACGGCAAUAACGACGGUGAUUCGAAUCCUACGGAGCCGCCGCGCUCGCGAAGGUCCGCGUUCGCCGUGGACCGCAACGGCGCGCUGCUCACCGUGGACACCGCAUCGUCGUCGCAUCAAACGUUUGUGCAUCCCUUCGAUCCGAACAAGCCGCCGUCGGACCUCGACACGGACGACGUGAGCGAGGGCGACGUGCCGUUUUUUCUCGAGUCGCCGAAGAUGGCGAAAUUCGACAACUGGGUCCCCGACGAGGACACGUCGGAAGAUGAACCGUCGGAAGAGGAAUCUGAAGAGUCGGAAGGUUCGAAGCCCGCGUCGUCGUCCGACGACACCGACGACUCCGAGUACGAGGACGACGUCGAAGCCGCCGCGAUGGAGGAGGAGAAGCGCCUGAAGGCUGAGAUGGUUCCGAUCCUCGGCGGGCUUCGGGGCGGCGGCGGCGUCGGCGGCGAGAAACCUUCGUUGAAGGGAUACGGCUCCACCUCGCUCGCGGCGCCCGCGUCGGCCGACGCGGUCGCGUCCCCCGCGGCGCCGCUCAGGCCCCUCACGACCGUGACGGGGGGGUACGGCAGCGGCGGCGUGAGCCCGAGCGCUGAGGCUGCGGCGAGCCGGACGUCCCCGUUCGUCACGGUCAAGGGCGAUGCCCACGAGGACGACGACGAUGAGGAGGACGAUGAGGAGAACGAGGGGAGGGCCAGUUCGGGUAUGCUGAAGCGCGCGAGGCGGCGUCUCAGGGGUCCCGGUCGAUGGGCCGUCGACGACGACGCCGAGGACGCCAAAGCCAAAGCCGACGAAAAGUCAAAGCCGAACCCCGCCGUGAACGUGGACCUGGUGAUGUUCAAGAUCAAGUGCGGCAAGUGCGCGGCGACGCUGAAGAUCCCCGCGGGGGUGGACGUUUUUCGGUGCCCCAAGUGCGCGGCGAAGCUUCGCGUGCCCGUCGCCUCGGGCGGGGCCGCCGGCGGGGCCUUCGCGGGAAAACCCGAGAAGGAGAAGCAGAAGGAGAAGGAGCCGCCGGCGAGGACGUCGCCCGGGCGCGCGGCGAAGGAACUGUCGGAGGUUGCGAAGGCGACGCGCGACGUCAUCGACAGGCACAGGACGGAACGGGCGAGGGAGGCGAGGCGGGAGGCGCUGGGGGAGUCGAGGGCGGAGCUCGUUCGACACGUGGAAUUUUCAAAGUCGCUGGAGGACGUCAUCGACGAGAUGUGCAGGCAGGUGAGCGCCAGGACGGGGGUGGCGGCGGGGGCGUGA